Molecule: messenger RNA, 1738 nt
Organism: Wyeomyia smithii (pitcher-plant mosquito)
Lineage: Eukaryota; Metazoa; Arthropoda; Insecta; Diptera; Culicidae
Exons: 2
Coding region: 23-1648 (541 amino acids)
Biological process (GO): fatty-acyl-CoA biosynthetic process; long-chain fatty acid metabolic process
Molecular function (GO): long-chain fatty acid-CoA ligase activity
Source: RefSeq, a predicted model, not a curated record
CUCAAACCAGUCUGGCCGAAGGAUGUCCGAACAAGAAGAGUAUGUUUUCUACGGAGGACCGCUGGUCGACAGCAUCCACUGCGGAUGCUCUUCGCUAGGUUCACUCAUUCUGAAAAGGUUAGAACAAAAUGGAUCUGAAGUGGCGUUUAUCAAUGCCGUCACUGGAGAAACGUUAUCUUACACUGAGAUUUUGCAACAAUCGCUCAAAGUGGCCCAUCAACUGAAAAACUAUCACAUCGGAAAGGGAUCAAUUGUGGCGGUAAUAAGCGAAAACCGCAUCGAAUUUCCGAUGGUUUCAUUCGCGGCAUUCUUCAGAAAUGCAACAAUUGUCCCCAUCAACCCUAACUACACCGCCUUCGAACUGAACCAUGUACUGGAACUGAUUGAACCACAAGUCAUAUUCGCUUCCGAGAAGCCAAUGAAAACGUUGCAUUCCAUAAUAUCACAGCACAGCUACAUCCGGUUGUGCAUUUCGAUCGACAACCAAACCCCACCCAAGGAUUGGAUUAAUAUUAGCGAUUGGUUCAAGGAAACAAACUAUUCAAAGGAAAGCCCAGGUCCCGUAAUUCUGCCGAACGACGUCACCUUAAUGGUUCUAUCAUCCGGAACCACAGGCUUACCUAAAGCGGUUCAACUAACGCAUCACAACGUAAUGACGGUUAUCGCCUACAUGCGGGAAGAUCCUCGCUAUACUCAGCUUUCGGUGCCGAUUCGUAUGCUAGGCAUACUUCCUUUUUAUCACGUGUACGGUUUUAUGCUAACGCUAAACGUUUGCUGUAACAAAUACCCCAUGGUUGUGCUGCCCCGUUUCGAACCGGACCUAUUUCUCCGAAGUAUUCAAGACUAUCGAGUCACAAUGGCAAACUUGGUUCCCCCGCUGGUAGUUUUCCUUGCCAAGCAUCCCGCUGUCGAUCGGUACGAUCUGCGUUCACUUCAAACUAUCCUAAGUGGAGCAGCUCCUCUUAGUAGAGAGGUUGAGGAGCAAGUCUUGAAACGCUUGCCGCAUGUUCAAUCUAUAAGAACUGCGUACGGUAUGAGUGAAUCGUCCCUCGGGGUUAUAUCGCGAGUGAACGAUAAAGCCGGUAGCGUUGGUCGUGUCCAUAAAACAAGCUGGAUAAAAGUUAUGCACGUUGCUAGUGGGAAGACCUUAGGACCCUACGAAGUUGGGGAAAUAUGCAUCAAAGGUCCUUUAGUUAUGAAAGGUUACUAUCGGAAUGAGGAAGCUACGAAAUUGGCAAUAGAUGUUGAAGGCUGGCUGCACAGUGGAGAUAUUGGAUAUUUUGAUGACGAGGGUGACUUUUUUAUCGUGGAUAGAAUUAAAGAUCUGAUCAAGUACAAGGGCUUCCAGGUGGCCCCGGCUGAAGUGGAAGACGUUCUACUAAGCCAUCCCGGGAUAAAGGACGCAGCUGUGGUAGGACUCGCUGAUGCCGAUUGUGGUGAACUGCCGGCGGCUUUUGUGGUUCCACAGGAUGGGUUUCCGCUGACGGAAAAUGAAGUUAAAGGUUUUGUUGCGUCCAAACUUUCUCCUCAAAAACAGCUCAGAGGAGGGGUGUACUUUGUGAGGGAAAUACCCAAAACGGGGAGUGGCAAAAUACUCCGACGCGAGCUACGCAGCUUCGCUGCUAGACAAACGAAGGCAAAGCUUUGAACUGAGCACACGUAUCACAACGGUCAAUAACUGAGUUUCACUUCUUAUGUGCAUUGUCUAAUUUUAAAUGUAAAUAAAGAAGUAUAUUGG